GCGCUCAACCAGAGGCGAGUCACGUGGAGCAGGACGUCAUUUGACUAUCUGCGCCCUAUUAACCUUUUGCCUUCCAUUCCAAAACACAGACGAAGAUGGCGGAGGAGCGACAGAAACUUUUGGACGAGGAAGGGGAUGUCUCUUCUUCAGGUCCCAGAAAUGAAAGCAGACCGGUCAAACCGAUGUCCGCGCUCUGUGACCCGAGACGACUGCUUCAUCGCAUUUUCGUCCUGCUUUUUAUGUGCUUUCUCGGAUUCGGAAGUUACUUCUGUUAUGAUAACCCCGCUGCUUUGCAGACUCAAGUCAUACAGGACAUGAAGCUGAACACAUCCAUGUUCAUGCAGCUCUAUGCCUGGUACUCCUGGCCCAACGUGGUGCUCUGUUUCCUGGGGGGCUUCCUGCUCGACAGGGUCUUUGGCAUCAGGCUAGGAACGAUAAUCUUCGCCUUGUUUGUCUGCGUUGGACAGGUUAUAGUUGCUGUUGGGGCACUUCUAGAUCUAUUCUGGUUAAUGGAGAUUGGACGCUUUGUGUUUGGGAUCGGCGGUGAGUCCCUGGCGGUGGCCCAGAACACCUAUGCAGUGAACUGGUUCAAAGGGAAGGAACUCAACCUGGUGUUUGGUCUUCAGCUCAGCAUGGCCAGGCUGGGUAGCACGGUCAACAUGAACAUCAUGGGCUCGGUGUACAACCGUGUCGCUGACCUGGUAGGCUCGACAGGACACACCACUCUGGGAGUCUCACUCAUGAUCGCUGGGGUGACCUGUAUAUUCUCUCUGGUUUGUGCUCUGGUGUUGGGCUACCUGGACAAGCGAGCCGAGAGGAUCCUCAACAAGGAACAGGGAGGGACCGGGGAAGUGAUCAAGCUGACGGAUGUGAAGGACUUUCCCUUCCAACUGUGGCUCAUCUUCAUCAUCUGUGUGGGUUACUACGUGGCCAUCUUCCCCUUCAUCGGAUUGGGACAGGUUUUCUUCAUCGAAAAGUUCAACUUCUCACCACCUGAGGCAAGAGCAAUCAACAGUAUUGUGUACAUCAUCUCGGCCCCAGCCUCUCCUGUGUUGGGCUUCAUGGUGGACAGGAUAGGGAAGAACGUAAUGUGGGUGAUGUAUGCCGUCUUCACGACGCUCAUAGCCCACAUGAUGCUCGCCUUCACCUUCUGGAACCCCUGGAUCGCCAUGUCCCUGUUGGGUGUGUCCUACUCCCUGCUGGCCUGUGCCCUGUGGCCCAUGGUGGCCUUCGUGGUGCCAGAGCAUCAGCUGGGGACAGCCUAUGGCUUCAUGCAGUCCAUCCAGAACCUGGGCCUGGCUCUGAUCUCCAUGGCUGCAGGAUCUAUUCUGGACAACAAGGGAUACCUCUUCCUGGAGGUCUUCUUCAGCGCCUGUGUCUGCUUGGCACUGAUCGCAGUAGUGAUGCUGUACUUUGUUGAUUAUCUACGAGGAGGAGAUCUGAACCUCUCAGCCUCUGCCAGGGCCAAACUCCUGAAGUGCUCCAAUUCAGAUUCAGAGUGAGAGGUCACACAGUCCUGGGCCACAGCUGUCAAUCACCCCCUAGGGAGCCUACUGACUCCUCCCAUCUGCACACUGACCCAUUCCUGCAAUGUAACUGACCCCUCCCACCAACAUACUGACCCCUCUGAUCUGACAUCACAUACCGACUCGUCCUCCCCGCCUCACUGACUCCUCCCUCCCGUGGCUGUGUGAGGGCUGGCUAAUGACUGACUGGUGUUUGUGUGCAUGCUUUGGAACCUCAAACCUCAGCACCAAUCAUACUUUAAUGUCAGUAGUGGGGUACCAGAAAGCACUUUAAGCUGACUUUUAAGGGUUUUUAAAUGUCUUUGGAACUAGGCCCCAGGCUGAGUGACUUUUACUUCAGGGAUGUAAAGUUAUUCACUGAUAAUGCACGUGUGGAUGUGCCUUAUUGCUUAGUAAAAUCACCUACGCUAUAAGAGGUGAACUGGUUCAAUAUUCUUAGAACAAAAUCUUUGAAGCAUCUCUCUAAAACCAGGGUGUUAGGACUUAAUUGUCCAUCAAUGUUAUAUUAUGCAUGUUUUGAUAAAUGUAUAUUGUUCAGAAAGGUCUUUACAUUUUUACUUUAAGUUUUUGAUCAUCUGAAACAAACAGUUCGUAUGCUUUACUUCUAAACGCCCAUAAAUGAAUAAUCUGUGUAAUCAUCAUGAAGACAAUGUCAUCAAACUGGCAACGCAAAACCAGCCCAUGUCCUUCCCCGGCUUUUACAUACAGUGAGGUCAUUCUCAAUAGUAAUCAUAUCCGCAUCAUCUAGUUUGACAGAUUUAUGCUGGAGGAUUUUAGAAUCUGCAUUGUGUUAAAUUCUUUAUAGCGCCGUUCCUUCAUUAAAUUCCUUUUCUCUUGGCUCGUCGUAUAGGCUCGUAAAACUUUACUCUCUGUCACACCAUCAAGGCUAAGGCAGACCUUGUCAAAGUGAUAAAGGAAUUUAAAGGGGAAACAUUUUUGAUAGUAUUCACCCAAUGUAUAAUUACGUUCCAUUUCUUAACUUUUAACUCAAAUUUUGAAUGCAGCAGUUUUACAGUGACCUUCAUGAAAAUGACCUGGCUUAUGGGUAAGAAGGAGAACUUUUAAGAAACCUAUAACAUUGGUAAAGGGGGAUACCUAGUCAGUUAUACAACUGAAUGUAUUCAACUGAAAUGUAUCUUCUGCAUUCCUCUGAAUCAGAGGGGUGUGUGGGGCUGCCAAAACAUUGGCGAUGGGGUGGAAACCCUCUUUGCUGUACAACUGAAUGAAGGAUACAUGUUUUUGUUGUUGAUAUUUAUUGACCAACCUCAGGAAAUUGCCGAAAAACACUUUCAUGUGUUGAAAACCACUAAAUCAAAUGAUAAUUCUGUCAAUCACUUUUGAUAGUUUUUCUAUUGUAAUGAAUGAUUUCUUCAAAUUCUUUAACCCUGAAUCAGUUUUCUGCAGGACAUCGCGAGCUUUAACUAAGUGGCUUGCCGUAGCAUAUUAUUAGGUCAAAUAUUGUAGUGGAGGAAGCCGAUCCAUAUACCACUAAAGUUGUGAUGGCUGUUUGUUUGUAUUUGUUAGCUGCAGAAUAGUCUCUGUGUAAAUUGUACUGAGUGCUGUUUGUUUAGAGUUGAUCUCUCUAGCAAACUUCUAACAGCUCUAAAUAACAUGUGUUCUAUGGGUACUACUGCAUAGAGCAAAGAUCUCCAACCCUGUUCCUGGAGAGAAAUUCAUCAUUUCAAUUUUUUGCAAUUAAAAAAAUGACCUCAAACUCCAUGUUAUUUUAGGCAAUUUUAAAUUGCCACAGUUAAAAUGUUAUAAAUGAAUUUCAAAUAAAAAGAAAUGCAUGUUUUUAUUACA
This is a messenger RNA of Salmo salar (Atlantic salmon), 3329 nucleotides long. Its product is annotated as lysosomal dipeptide transporter MFSD1. The record is from RefSeq and is a predicted model, not a curated record. Gene Ontology annotation, biological process: transmembrane transport. Lineage: Eukaryota; Metazoa; Chordata; Actinopteri; Salmoniformes; Salmonidae. Gene Ontology annotation, molecular function: transmembrane transporter activity. Gene Ontology annotation, cellular component: lysosome.